AUGGAGGAAUUUCAUGCUGAUACCACCGUAGGACUGAUUGCUUGUUGCCAAUGUGGCCUCCCAAUCCAACCCAAUGCGGCCAACAUGUGCAGUGGCUGCAUACGUUCAAAAGUCGACAUAACAGAAGGCAUCAGCAGAACAGCCACCAUUUACAUCUGUAAGUUCUGCGAUCGCUAUUUCGUGCCUCCCAGCGGGUGGAUGCGCGCUGAACCUGAGUCGAGGGAACUUCUAUCAAUAUGUCUGAAAAAGAUGAAACCACAGCUUUUGAAGGUGCGUUUAACAGAUGCAUGCUUUGUAUGGACAGAGGCCCACUCCAAAAGAAUCAAAGUGAAGCUCACAAUUCAAAAAGAAGUGUUUAACAACACAAUAUUACAACAAACGUUCGUCGUUGAGUUCACUGUUCACAAUCAGAUACGGAGAUAUAUUGGCCAGAGUUCGUUUUACUUGAAAGGAAAACAGAUACCGGCCCAAAUCACCAACUACUUUGCAUCAACUCUAGCAUUGCUUUUCGAGAAUUGGUUGCAAUGCUUGGGUUUUAGCCGCAUGUGUGAUGACUGUCGACGAGCUGAAGCAAAAGACUUUUGGCGCGCAUGCGUGCAGGUCCGGCAAAAAGCCGAAUUCAAAAAAACGUUGUUUUACCUCGAGCAACUCCUUCUCAAGCAUGGGGCUCAUAACCAAUGUACAGGAGUGAAGCCAGUACCAACUGGCAUUGACUUCUUCUUUGCAAAACUGCAAGAAGCGCGAAAGUUCGUUGACUUUUUACUCACCGUGUUACCUUGUAAAUAUCAUUAUGCUCAGGAACUUGUUUCACAUGACACCAAAAACAACACCUACGAUUACAAACAUACAUUCUGCGUUGAGAUUGUUCCUAUUUGCAGGGACAAUAUUGUUUGUAUGCCAAAGAAGGUAGCUCAGCAACUAGGUAAUAUGAGUCAGAUCGUGAUUUGCCUUCGAGUUUCUAAUGUGAUCACUCUCAUUGAUCCAAACAACCUACAGAUGGCCGACAUUCAAGCUACAACAUUUUGGCGAGAACCAUUCGAGUCCUUGUGUACGCCAAAGCAGCUCUCCGAGUUUUAUGUGCUGGAUGUCGAAAUGGUAGACAACUUUGAAAGAAAGGCUGGCCAUGGUUUCGUCAGCAAAAAACAUGUGCUUGCAGACGUUUGGCUUGUGCGAAGCCAUCAGGUGGGUAUGUCUGACGCCCAAACGCUUUCAACGAGGACCCAUCUAGGGCAUUUAUUAAAUCCGGGAGAUUUAGUACUAGGUAAUUUCAAAGAUAUUCAAAGCUGAAU
This is a messenger RNA of Strongylus vulgaris, 1289 nucleotides long. The record is from the annotation of a GenBank genome assembly. Lineage: Eukaryota; Metazoa; Nematoda; Chromadorea; Rhabditida; Strongylidae.